GGGAGGAGGCGCGCGCCGGUUCAAGGGGCGGGGCCGGCGCUGACCCAGCCCGCGGCUCCCGGCCGCCCCGCGUCCUCCCUGCCGGCCGGAGACCUGCGCCACCAUGGAGGCCACCGGGGUGCUGCCGUUCGUGCGCGGCGUGGACCUCAGCGGCAACGACUUCAAGGGUGGCUACUUCCCUGAGAAUGUUAAAGCUAUGACCAGUCUGCGAUGGCUAAAGCUGAACCGCACGGGCCUCUGCUACCUGCCUGAAGAGCUAGGGGCUCUGCAGAAGCUGGAGCACCUGUCAGUGAGUCACAACAACCUGACGACGCUGCAUGGGGAGCUGUCCAGCCUGCCUGCGCUUCGGGCCAUUGUAGCUCGGGCCAACAGCCUGAAGAACUCUGGAGUCCCGGACGAUAUCUUCAAGCUGGAUGAUCUCUCGGUUCUGGACUUGAGUCAUAACCAGUUGACAGAAUGCCCACGGGAGCUGGAGAACGCCAAGAACAUGCUGGUGCUCAACCUCAGCCAUAACAGCAUCGACUCCAUCCCCAACCAGCUGUUUAUCAACCUUACCGACUUGCUGUACCUGGACCUCAGUGAGAACCGCCUAGAGAGCCUUCCGCCUCAGAUGCGCCGCCUUGUGCACCUCCAGACCCUGGUGCUGAAUGGAAACCCGCUGCUGCACGCACAGCUCCGGCAGCUCCCAGCCAUGAUGGCCCUACAGACCCUGCACCUGAGGAAUACUCAACGCACCCAGAGCAACCUCCCCACCAGUCUGGAGGGCCUGAGCAACCUUUCAGAUGUGGACCUGUCGUGUAACGACUUGACAAGGGUGCCAGAGUGCCUGUACACUCUCCCCAACCUGCGCCGCCUCAACCUCAGCAGCAACCAGAUUGCAGAGCUGUCCCUGUGCAUUGACCAGUGGGUGCACCUGGAGACCUUGAAUCUGUCUCGUAACCAGCUCACAUCCCUGCCUUCAGCCAUCUGCAAGCUGACCAAGCUGAAGAAGCUGUACCUCAACUCCAACAAGCUGGACUUCGACGGGCUACCUUCUGGCAUUGGCAAGCUCAGCAGCCUGGAGGAAUUCAUGGCAGCUAACAACAACCUGGAGCUGAUUCCUGAGAGUCUCUGCAGGUGCCCAAAGCUGAAGAAACUCGUCCUGAACAAGAACCGCCUGGUGACCCUCCCAGAGGCCAUUCACUUCCUGACAGAGAUUGAGGUCCUAGAUGUUAGAGAAAAUCCCAGCCUGGUCAUGCCACCCAAGCCUGCUGACCGAACUUCCGAGUGGUACAACAUUGACUUCUCACUACAGAACCAGCUGAGGCUGGCGGGCGCCUCCCCUGCCACAGUGGCUGCUGCAGCGGCUGUAGGGAGCGGGUCCAAGGACCCCUUGGCUCGCAAGAUGCGGCUACGAAGGCGCAAGGACUCAGCCCAGGAUGACCAGGCCAAGCAAGUGCUAAAGGGCAUGUCAGAUGUUGCCCAGGAGAAAAACAAAAAACAAGAGGAAAGCGCAGAUGCCCGAGCACCUGGAGGGAAGGUGAGGCGCUGGGACCAGAGCCUGGAGAAGCCACGCCUUGACUACUCAGAGUUCUUCACGGAGGAUGUGGGCCAGCUGCCCGGUUUGACCAUCUGGCAAAUAGAGAACUUUGUGCCUGUGCUGGUGGAGGAAGCCUUCCAUGGCAAGUUCUAUGAAGCUGACUGCUACAUUGUGCUCAAGACCUUCCUGGAUGACAGUGGCUCCCUGAACUGGGAGAUCUACUACUGGAUUGGUGGGGAAGCCACUCUCGACAAGAAAGCCUGUUCUGCCAUCCAUGCAGUCAAUCUGCGUAACUACCUGGGUGCCGAGUGCCGUACUUUGCGAGAGGAGAUGGGCGAUGAGAGCGAGGAGUUCCUGCAGGUGUUUGACAAUGACAUCUCCUACAUCGAAGGCGGAACAGCCAGUGGCUUCUAUACUGUGGAAGAUACACACUAUGUCACCAGGAUGUACCGUGUAUAUGGGAAAAAGAACAUCAAGUUGGAGCCUGUGCCCCUCAAGGGGGCCUCACUGGAUCCAAGAUUUGUGUUCCUCCUGGACCGAGGACUGGACAUCUACGUGUGGCGGGGGGCCCAGGCCACACUGAGCAACACCACCAAGGCCAGGCUCUUUGCAGAGAAAAUUAACAAGAAUGAGCGAAAAGGGAAGGCAGAAAUCACACUCGUUGUGCAGGGCCAAGAGUCCCCAGAGUUCUGGGAGGUGCUGGGUGGGGAGCCCUCUGAGAUCAAGAAGCACGUGCCUGAUGACUUUUGGCCACCUCAGCCCAAGCUAUACAAGGUGGGCCUGGGCCUGGGCUACUUGGAGCUUCCCCAGAUCAACUACAAGCUCUCAGUGGAACAUAGAAAACGGCCCAAGGUGGAACUGAUGCCAGGAAUGAGACUGCUGCAGAGCCUGCUGGACACACGAUGUGUGUACAUCCUGGACUGCUGGUCUGAUGUAUUCAUCUGGCUUGGCCGCAAGUCCCCAAGACUAGUGCGUGCUGCUGCACUCAAACUGGGCCAGGAGCUGUGUGGGAUGCUGCACCGGCCACGCCAUGCAGUGGUCAGCCGCAGCCUGGAAGGCACCGAGGCUCAGGUGUUCAAAGCCAAGUUCAAAAAUUGGGACGAUGUGUUGACAGUAGACUACACUCGAAAUGCAGAGGCUGUGCUGCAGGGCCAGGGGCUCUCUGGGAAAGUGAAGCGUGACACUGAGAAGAAAGACCAAAUGAAGGCUGACCUCACGGCACUCUUCCUGCCUCGGCAGCCACCAAUGGCACUGGCUGAGGCAGAGCAGCUGAUGGAGGAAUGGAAUGAGGAUCUGGAUGGCAUGGAAGGCUUCGUGCUGGAGGGCAGGAAGUUCACACGACUGCCGGAGGAAGAGUUUGGCCACUUCUACACACAGGACUGCUAUGUCUUCCUCUGCAGGUACUGGGUACCAGUGGAGUAUGAGGAGGAAGAGAAGACGGAGGACAAGGAGGGCAAGGCCUCAGCCGAGGGCACAGAAGGGUUGGAAACAGAAGCUGAGGCAGAGGAGAAGCAGCCAGAGGAGGAUUUCCAGUGCAUCGUUUACUUCUGGCAGGGCCGGGAGGCCUCCAACAUGGGCUGGCUCACCUUCACCUUCAGUCUUCAGAAGAAGUUUGAGAGCCUAUUCCCUGGCAAGCUGGAGGUAGUACGUAUGACACAGCAGCAGGAGAACCCCAAGUUCCUGUCCCAUUUCAAAAGAAAGUUCAUCAUCCACCGGGGCAAGAGGAAGGUGGCCCAGGGUACUCUUCAGCCGAGCCUCUAUCAGAUCCGCACCAAUGGCAGUGCCCUCUGCACCCGGUGCAUCCAGAUCAACACUGACUCCAGCCUUCUCAACUCUGAGUUCUGCUUCAUCCUCAAGGUCCCCUUUGAGAGUGAGGACAACCAAGGCAUUGUGUAUGCCUGGGUGGGCCGGGCAUCAGACCCUGAUGAAGCCAAGUUGGCAGAAGACAUCCUCAACACCAUGUUUGAUGCUUCCUACAGCAAACAGGUCAUCAAUGAAGGCGAGGAACCAGAGAACUUCUUCUGGGUAGGCAUUGGCACACAGAAACCCUAUGAUGACGACGCAGAGUACAUGAAGCAUACAAGGCUCUUCAGGUGUUCCAAUGAGAAGGGCUACUUCGCAGUGACUGAGAAAUGCUCUGACUUUUGCCAAGAUGACCUGGCAGAUGAUGACAUCAUGUUGUUAGACAAUGGCCAAGAAGUCUACAUGUGGGUUGGGACCCAGACAAGUCAAGUGGAGAUUAAACUGAGUCUGAAGGCCUGCCAGGUAUACAUCCAACACACACGCUCUAAAGAACAUGAGCGGCCACGUCGCCUGCGCCUGGUCCGCAAAGGCAACGAACAGCGGGCUUUCACGCGCUGCUUCCAUGCCUGGAGCACCUUCCGCCAAUCCCCGGCCUAAGCAGCAUCUAUGAAUCAGACUCCAGGAGGAAGAGGCGGCCGCCCAGCACCUGUUUCGCUACCCACCAGUCCUGCCCACACCCUGCAAGCCCCACCAGUGUGUCCACAUGUGUGCAGCAGAGGUAGUUUAAAAGAUAUUAAAUGCUUUUAUUUUCAAUAUUAAAAAAUCAGUACUUUUAA
This is a messenger RNA of Mesocricetus auratus (golden hamster), 4098 nucleotides long. RefSeq names its product FLII actin remodeling protein (gene Flii). Gene Ontology annotation, cellular component: nucleus; cytoplasm; actin cytoskeleton. Gene Ontology annotation, biological process: actin filament severing; myofibril assembly; actin polymerization or depolymerization. Gene Ontology annotation, molecular function: phosphatidylinositol-4,5-bisphosphate binding; actin filament binding. NCBI's taxonomy places the organism in Eukaryota, Metazoa, Chordata, Mammalia, Rodentia, Cricetidae. The record is from RefSeq and is a predicted model, not a curated record. The transcript has 30 exons. Bases 104 to 3919 code for a protein of 1271 amino acids.